UAUGAAUUCUACAUUUUACGUCCGACUUAUCCGGUUAGUCGAGUUUGAGAAAUUCGCUUUUGUGUUUUGAUAAACUGUAGUUAUUGUUAUUUUUGAUGUAGACAGUAGACACCCAGCUACCACUACUAUCGCUACUACCAUAGACACCAGUUUGACGAGAUCGCUUGUAUCGCAAUAAUGUGUUAUUCUUCGAGACUUUUGUUGUUGAUUGUGUUUUGUGUUGGAUGUUUAAGAACCUGCUUGUAUGCUCAGUGGGUAUUUGACGAUGACGGUUGCAGAACGCCAGACAGAGGUUCAGGAAAUUGUGUACCGUUGAAGGAAUGCAAACCUAUGGUUCAAGUUUUGGAAAGCCUUAAAAGACCAAUUUCCGGUACGAUAUUAAAACGACUGCAAGCAUAUACUUGUGGACCCAAUGGUGACAGUGUAAAGGUUUGUUGUCCACAGAAUCCAAUAAUAAUUCUAGAACCAACAAAUGAAAUCAAUACCGAACCUCCAGAUGUUAGUGGUCACCGAAAUAUAAAUUUACUACCAUCUGAUUGUGGCUAUUUGAACUCUGACAAUAGAAUAAUUAAUGGCGAAGAUGCGGCUAUAAACGAAUUUCCUUGGAUGGCAUUAAUCCGAUACAAUGGAACAAAAAAAGGAGAAUUACGUUUUAAAUGCGGUGGUACAAUUAUCAAUAAGAACUACAUCCUUACAGCAGCACACUGUAUCGCAGCUCUAACCAAUUCAAGAAUUGAUUCGGUACGAGUUGGGGAACACAGCAUCAAAAACCAAACCGACUGUGAAAUAGUGAAUAAAAAACUAAAAUGUAAUCCACCAGUGCAAGAUUUGCGAAUCGAACAAGUCAUACCUCAUCCUAAAUUUGGAGCCAGAUCGUUUUUGAACGACAUCGGAUUGUUGAGAGUUUCUACUAUGAAUUUAAACGUUGAGAAUGUAAGACCAGUGUGUCUACCACUUGGUAGAGAAAGGACAAAGACAUAUGACUCAGUGUUUGUUACCGGAUGGGGAGUAACAAAUACAAAUACUGGUGAAACCAGUGACAUCCUACAGAAAGUAAAAUUACCAAUAGCCGAUAAAAACAGUUGCACUAAUACCUAUAACAACAAUAAUAUAAAACUGGUUCAUACUCAAAUAUGUGCCGGUGGGGUUCAUAAUAAGGAUUCGUGUCCAGGCGAUAGUGGAGGACCGAUGAUGGUGACUUCCAUUAAUCAGGAGUUGACGGCUGUGUAUAUCCAACAGGGAAUAGUUUCAUUUGGACCAAAAUACUGCGGAAUACCAGGAUAUCCAGGUGUAUACACUCUAACGAAGUACUACAUGGAUUGGAUUUUAGAUAAUUUAAGACCAUAGAAAAGAUUUUAAUUCGAGCCUAUUGUUUCUAGCCAAAAUACAUGAGACUGUAUCAAUUUUUGUAUCUAGCUUAAUUAACUUAUUCACUAACCCCAUAAGGCAUGCCAUAAUAAAAAUAAAACAAAAUGAUUUCGCUAUGUCUA
Ceutorhynchus assimilis (cabbage seed weevil) is the source of this 1490-nucleotide messenger RNA. Lineage: Eukaryota; Metazoa; Arthropoda; Insecta; Coleoptera; Curculionidae. The record is from the annotation of a GenBank genome assembly.